AUGUAUGAGCCCAAAGUCUCCAAAACUUCUCAAUCUGAAGAGGAUAAUUCCUACCGUCCAACCAGCAAAGGGAAACUCAACCACCUCCUUGGUACGGGACCAAAGCAGGGGGAUCCAAAAUUUGAUGCUUGGGAUGAGGAAGACUCCAUGAUCCAAAAUCUGACCAGAUUCUCAGGGAAGGAUAAUCAAGACCGGGACAAUUUGUGGUGCACUUACUGCAAGAAACCGAGGCAUACGAAGGAUCGUUGCUGGAAACUGCAUGGUAAACCAUCCACUUCAAGCAAAGAAUGGGGUUACCGAGGAGAGCAGUCAAAAACAUACGGCCAGGCACACUUGACAGAGCAGGACAAUCCUCCAGAGAAAAAGGAGCAAGAAGGACUCAGUGGAGAGGAAAUUGAAAGACUUAGAGGCUUGAUAGGAUCCCUUGAAAAACCUUCUGGUGCUUGCUCAUUGGCACUCUCAGGAACAGGAUUCGAGGAAGAAGAUUGGACUUGCUAAGGAACGGAAUGGACUUUA
This is a messenger RNA of Morus notabilis, 516 nucleotides long. RefSeq lists its product as uncharacterized. The transcript is spliced from 3 exons. The record is from RefSeq and is a predicted model, not a curated record. Bases 1 to 498 code for a protein of 165 amino acids. NCBI's taxonomy places the organism in Eukaryota, Viridiplantae, Streptophyta, Magnoliopsida, Rosales, Moraceae.